UUUGUGUAAAGCGACGGAGUAGUAGACUCGAUAUGACGGCGCCCGGCUUGACUCGCUCCGCACAGAAGAAGCAGCCCACAAGCUUUAAUAUUUAUAGAGCAGGGCAGUUCAGUUAAUCAGUUCCCUUAACUGAUAACUGAUUAAUUGUUGGUUUUAGAUUUAUUGUGGACUUUAUAUAUAUUGGAAAUUUUCGAUGGCUGUCAGCAUAAAAACCGAUUCCGGAAUGGAAGAAAUGUCUGGCAACGAAGGUGUUGAUAUUGACCUUUAUGCGGACGAUAUAGAGCAAGAUUUCAAUACUGAUGAGUUUGCCGGCGAUGGGGUUGACCUUUAUGACGAUGUGAUAGCCACUGCUGGUAGCGCUGAUGGAGAAAAUAGUCAUGGAGGGAUGUCCACAAGUCCUUCAACACCUGGAGGAAACUCAUCUAUGCAUAAUAACAAUGUGUCGAAGGCUAACAGUGUGAGUUCCGAGAGGGAUAGUCGUGAUGGAAUCACUCCUUUAAGAAAACAUCAAGUCUAUAUUGGAGGGCUGACCUGGUGGACAUCGGACCAGUCCAUAAAAGAUGUCCUCGCUGAUAUUGGUGUGAACGACUUUAUUGAAGUUAAAUUUUAUGAGAAUCGAGCCAAUGGACAGUCGAAAGGUUACUGUGUCCUGACUGUUGGAUCAGAUGCUUCAUUGCGAGUAAUUCAUGACAAGCUACCAAAGAAAGAAAUACAUGGACAAAGCCCUGUUGUGACGCCACCAACCAAACAAGCCUUAAAUCAGUUUGAAGCUCAAUCCAAAACUAGGCCUACUCCAGGACAAGGGAAUAAUAUGAACAACCAGAACAAUAGUAUGAAUAAUAUGAACAAUAUGAAUAAUAUGAGUGGUAUGGGUGGACCGAGGGGACCUCCAAUGGGUGGCCCGAUGACUGGACCUGGAGGGCCUAUGGGAAUGGGAUUCGGGCCAAGGGGUCCUAUGAUGAUGGGACCUAUGCACAGAGGUCCUAGAAUGCCACCAGGAAUGCAACGAAAUAUGGGACCUCCAAAUCAACAAGGUCCUCCACCCCCUGGCUUCAACAAUCCAAAUAGGCCACCAAUGGGUCCUGGUCCUCAAAACAUGCAGGGGCCUGGUCCCGGACAAAGACCUCCAAUGGAGCCAUAUUUUCAAGGCCCUGGUCCGAUGGGUCCACAGAGUGGACCUCCUCGAGGACCACCCAUGGGACAUGGACAUGGUGGAAUGGACCCACGUGGACCUCCUCCAAGAAACGAUUGGAAUCGUCCUCCAAUGAAUGCGUAUCCACCUCAACAUGGCCAAGGACCUCCCGGACCUGGUCCAAUGCAGGGACCUGGACCUAAUCGCGGUCCUCCUCAAGCACCCCCAAUGCUUCCAGGACCCCCACCCCCCGGAGCACCUGCUCCACAUAUGAAUCCAGCCUUCUUCAACCAAGGUCCUGGUCCUCAAGGCCCCCCUCAAAUCGGUCCCCCACCAGCGUAUGGAGGCCCUCCUGGUCCACGGGGUGGACCUGGAUAUGCACCACCUAUGGAUCAUCGUGAUCAGCCGCCGCAAAUGAGUGAAGUUGAAUUUGAAGAGGUUAUGAGCAGAAACCGGACAGUAUCCAGUUCAGCAAUUUCGCGUGCUGUGCAGGAUGCAGCAACAGGUGAAUUUGCCAGUGCAAUUGAAACUCUUGUGACAGCAAUUUCUCUCAUCAAACAAUCCAAAGUGUCAAACGACGAUAGGUGCAAAAUCCUCAUUAGCUCUUUACAAGACACACUUCAUGGUAUUGAAACUAAAGGAUAUGGGCGCCGUGAAGAUCGGUCCCGUUCUCGCGAGCGUCGCAGUCGACAUGGCGGAAGUGGAGCUGAUCGUGGUGGUAGACGUGAACGGUCUCGCAGCCCACGUGAGCGAGAUUAUGGAGGCAGCAGUGGAAGGGACAGAAGCCGAGAACGUGACCGAGGAUACUAUGAGUAUCCUCGAGAUAGGUCUCGUAGCCGGGAAAGAGAGUACCGAGAACGAGGCCGAGAAGAAAGCGAGAAAAUUGCAAAAUCACCUCGACCUCGACUCAUUCACUCAGCGGCUGAUAAGAGAAGACCAAGUUGAAACUUAUACGAGAGAGCUACUUGUUAAUUCUUGUAUACUGUCCACUGAUAUAUGCUACUUAAUUGAGUCGAGAGUAAUUUUGACCAAUGACGCAUAACUAUGUUUUUUUAUACCUAUUUAUUCUUAAAGUCAGUGUUUCACCACCCAAUUGUUGGCCCUAUUCACCUCUUGCUCUUAUUUACUGUAUUUACUUAUUAUUAUGAUUAUUAUUAUGAAUAUUAUUACUAUUUCCAGCAGAAUGCAUUCAUUCUGCAACCUUCCUAAUAGAAAUGGGCGACUUUUAAAAAUCUAUUCUAUUAGUAAGAUUGAUUGCUGUGUAUGACACAAAGCUGCUUUUGUUUCUCUAUUUUAUUUCCUUAUCUCAAUUCAACUUCCUACAAUUUUCGCUGCCACUGUGCUAUUUUAUCUUUAAUAUUAAUGCUAGAAAAUUAUUGACUCAGUAUCUGCACAGGGUAUUAUUUUAAUGCUAAUAAUUUAUUGUUUCAGUUACCUGCAGCACCUUACUGUUACUUCUCAUUAGUGUGCCAAUGUGAAAGCAAAUUCAGAUGGAAUUCUUAUAGCAUUCCGAGCAGUGUUAGGAACAUAAUUCCUUUAGGAAUGCCAUGAUAAUGUUGUCUGAAUCCGCUUUCAUGUGACAAUUUUCAGUAUGACUAUUUCAUUUGACAUGUAAAUGUAUUUGUACAACCAAGAGUAUUAUAAUCCACGUACCCACGCGUGGUUGAUGAAUUGUUUGUAUUAUAAGUGGAGACAAAUGAGACUGAUUAUAAUGCCAUAAUGUGAUACAUAACAUACUAUUUGAUAUUAUUUGUUGUUUUUGAUAUGAUGUAAAAUGAUGUAAAUGUGAAUGUGUUUUUACAUUACACUUUAUUAGUGGGACCACCGCCAGAAAUUAUUAUGAGGAACGGGAAAGAUAUACGAGGGAUCGCAGCGAACGGGAGCGUCGUGUGGACCCCGACCGCAGUAGAGAGCGUGAG
Folsomia candida is the source of this 3051-nucleotide messenger RNA. RefSeq names its product cleavage and polyadenylation specificity factor subunit CG7185. Gene Ontology annotation, molecular function: mRNA binding. The transcript has 13 exons. Gene Ontology annotation, cellular component: mRNA cleavage and polyadenylation specificity factor complex. Bases 194 to 2077 code for a protein of 627 amino acids. The record is from RefSeq and is a predicted model, not a curated record. Lineage: Eukaryota; Metazoa; Arthropoda; Collembola; Entomobryomorpha; Isotomidae. Gene Ontology annotation, biological process: mRNA alternative polyadenylation.